CUAUCUUGUACGGUUCGGGGGGUAAUCGGCGUACUCCGAUCAGUGGGGGGGGAAUCUUUGGCUCUAUCGAACAUACAGGGAAUUGGAGGUAGCAUUCCACCGAUGUUAAGUCAUGGACUGGUUCCUUCAGCCCUUUUUCUAUGUGUUGGUGUUCUAUAUGACCGACAUAAGACUCGACUCGUUAGAUAUUACGGAGGUUUAGUGAGCACCAUGCCGAAUCUCUCUACCAUUUCCUUCUCUUCCACUUUGGCCAAUAUGAGUUCACCUGGUACUAGCAGCUUUAUCGGGGAAUUUCCCAUCUCAGUAGGAGCUUUCCAAAGAAAUAGCUUAGUAGCCACAUUAGCAGCGCUUGGGAUGAUUUUAGGCGCGGCGUAUUCCCUUUGGCUAUAUAAUCGUGUGGUUUCUGGAAAUUUAAAACCCGAUUUCCUAAAUAAAUUCUCCGAUCCAAAUGGCAGAGAAGUUUCCAUAUUUAUACCUUUUCUUGUUGGAGUUGUUCGGAUGGGUGUUCACCCCAAAGUGUUCCCGGACCGCAUGCAUACAUACGUAAGUAACUUAGUGCAACAUGGCAAAUUGAAUUGAGAGGAAUCAGCAAAGAAAAGAAAAACGGGUCAACUUAUGUGUAUUUUUGAGAGAUUGUCCUCGGCUCGGGCUGAGGAGUGUCCGCAUGAGUUCGUUGAGGUGUCUACACAGGUUCGAAGACGCUCUUUUAUAUUCUGUCGAGAGUUCGGAUUGCUCCACCUAAGUAGAACGAAAAGAAGGAAUUGGAAAUUAAAAGGGGGAGCCAGAUCGCUUCCGGUAGCUUGCUGACUCUCCUAGUAAGAAGAAAAGGCUCUUUGGCGAAUUCUUUAGAUCUGGGUAGAGUCUCGCUCAGUAAAGAGGGUUGUAAAUUCUUAAGAUCAUGAUAAAGUCCCCUUUACUUGAUAUUCUAUUAGUAAAGCGCUAGCGCGCCCCCUUCCUUUACUUUAGAAGCCGUUGCUUGUUUGGGUCGAGCGUCUUCAAACCUCCUCUGAUUCCGAUAAAUCGGUCAAGCGGGGGCUACCCUCGACUCACCUCUCUAUCUAUAAAAACCCCUCCCCGGAGGAGAGCGGAAGCUCCAGGAUGAGAAUGAAUCCGGGAAUCCAGGACAUACUCAUCCUGAUCCACCAUGGAAUUUUCGGAAUCUACAAAAACAUUCUAGGAGAGGGCUCGUAAUGAUCUUCUCAAAGAUCACAAGAUGCUGAAGUGGCAGGCAGGAUAGGGGGGGGACCUGUAGGUUUUUGUGAAAGGGAUGCUCUUAUCAUGUUAUUGCUGAAAAGAAAAAGAAAAUUCCUCUAUUUUUUUUAUGUCGAUUCAUCCAUACUUCCAUUCUUUGUAGAGGGAGGCUAACUGCUUGCCGGCUGGGAGCUGUAUGAGCGGUAACGUCC
Molecule: messenger RNA, 1403 nt
Organism: Arachis duranensis
Lineage: Eukaryota; Viridiplantae; Streptophyta; Magnoliopsida; Fabales; Fabaceae
Product: NADH-ubiquinone oxidoreductase chain 4-like
Exons: 2
Biological process (GO): aerobic respiration; ATP synthesis coupled electron transport; electron transport coupled proton transport
Molecular function (GO): NADH dehydrogenase (ubiquinone) activity; ubiquinone binding
Source: RefSeq, a predicted model, not a curated record